Messenger RNA from Topomyia yanbarensis, 813 nucleotides. Its product is annotated as collagen alpha-1(I) chain-like. The coding region runs from base 1 to 813 and encodes 270 amino acids. Lineage: Eukaryota; Metazoa; Arthropoda; Insecta; Diptera; Culicidae. The transcript has a single exon. The record is from RefSeq and is a predicted model, not a curated record.
AUGGCCCCUUCCGGUCAAAUGGGCCCUUCCGGUCAAAUGGGCCCUUCCGGUCAAAUGGGCCCUUCCGGUCAAAUGGGCCCUUCCGGUCAAAUGGGCCCUUCCGGUCAAAUGGGCCCUUCCGGUCAAAUGGGCCCUUCCGGUCAAAUGGGCCCUUCCGGUCAAAUGGGCCCUUCCGGUCAAAUGGGCCCUUCCGGUCAAAUGGGCCCUUCCGGUCAAAUGGGCCCUUCCGGUCAAAUGGGCCCUUCCGGUCAAAUGAGCCCUUCCGGUCAAAUGAGCCCUUCCGGUCAAAUGGGCCCUUCCGGUCAAAUGGGCCCUUCCGGUCAAAUGGGCCCUUCCGGUCAAAUGGGCCCUUCCGGUCAAAUGGGCCCUUCCGGUCAAAUGGGCCCUUCCGGUCAAAUGGGCCCUUCCGGUCAAAUGGGCCCUUCCGGUCAAAUGGGCCCUUCCGGUCAAAUGAGCCCUUCCGGUCAAAUGAGCCCUUCCGGUCAAAUGGGCCCUUCCGGUCAAAUGGGCCCUUCCGGUCAAAUGGGCCCUUCCGGUCAAAUGGGCCCUUCCGGUCAAAUGGGCCCUUCCGGUCAAAUGGGCCCUUCCGGUCAAAUGUGCCCUUCCGGUCAAAUGGGCCCUUCCGGUCAAAUGGCCCCUUCCGGUCAAAUGGCCCCUUCCAGUCAAAUGGCUUCUUCCAGUCAAAUGGCCCGAUCCGGUCAAAUGGCCCGAUCCGGUCAAAUGGCCCGAUCCUGUCGAAUGGCUCGAUCCGGUCAAAUGGCCCCUUCCAGUCAAAUGACCGCUUCCGGUCAAAUUCCUCCUUCGUUCAAAUGA